Molecule: messenger RNA, 648 nt
Organism: Linum trigynum
Lineage: Eukaryota; Viridiplantae; Streptophyta; Magnoliopsida; Malpighiales; Linaceae
Source: the annotation of a GenBank genome assembly
AAUCCCACAACUUCUGUUCAGUGAAAUUAGCGCCACUACCAAAUUCCUCCAUCGAAACUUUACGAAAUUUUGAAAAUCCUCAUCUCAACUUCACCAAUGGCCGGAAGAGGAAAAUCGCUGGGCUCCGGCAAGUCCCAGAAGAGCACCACCAGGAGCACGAAAGCCGGCCUGCAGUUCCCCGUCGGCCGCAUCGCUCGCUUCUUGAAAGCCGGCAAGUAUGCCGACCGCGUCGGCGCCGGAGCUCCCGUCUACCUCGCCGCCGUCCUCGAGUACCUCGCUGCCGAGGUUCUUGAACUGGCCGGGAACGCCGCGAGAGACAACAAGAAGACGAGGGUCGUCCCGAGACACGUGCAGUUGGCGGUGAGGAACGACGAGGAGUUGAGCAAGCUGCUUGGUUCCGUCACCAUCGCUAACGGCGGCGUGAUGCCAAACAUCCACAACAUGCUUUUGCCCAAGAGGGCCGACGCCAAAGGCCGCUCUGCCGCCGCCGCCGCCGACGAGUAGAUGCUCUGUUUCUUUUUUUGUACUUGACAUUGUGAAGCGGAAAUUUGCAGAGGAAGUAGCUUAGGUUAAUUAGAUGUACUGAUUUCCUUACAGUUUCUUGUAUGGGUUCUAUGAUCGGAUCGCUAAUGAAUGAAAUCCAUUUUC